This is a messenger RNA of Rhodofomes roseus, 1410 nucleotides long. RefSeq lists its product as uncharacterized. The transcript is spliced from 11 exons. The record is from RefSeq and is a predicted model, not a curated record. NCBI's taxonomy places the organism in Eukaryota, Fungi, Basidiomycota, Agaricomycetes, Polyporales, Fomitopsidaceae. Bases 1 to 1410 code for a protein of 469 amino acids.
AUGACCAUCUAUAUCCGGCUUCUGCCGUUCUUGGUCCUUUCAUCUUUGGCAGUUGCCCUGAACGACUGGACAAAAGCAUGCUUGAACGGCGAGUGCUCGUAUGACGUCGCUGCAACGAGCCUGUACAUCUCAGGCUCGCCCACUGCCGUUUCGGAUCUUACCUCGGCCGCAGGUUGGGAGAUACUCGAGUGCGACGCUAACAGCACGGCACAAGAUAUACGGGCUGUAUGCGCUGAUCCCACUGCGUCCUGCGAGCAUCUGUUCCAGGGCGGCGCGGUCGGAACAAUCGUACGGUUGCCCGAGAACUGCACAGCGAUGCCCUUCGCUCGAGUCGCGAAGGUAUGGGACCACGAGAACCAGACUCGGGAUAUGCGUCGUCUAGGGAGAUUCUAUACCCCUCGGGCUUCCACAAAUGUGAAGGGUAUCAGCCUCGACACUAACUUCAGCGCUAUCGAUGUGUCCCAAAACGGCAACGUCUCUUUUGUCAUUCGGGGAUCCGAUGAUACUCAGGACCGACGGCGUACCGCUGUUGUUGAGGACAACUUUACGACCUUUAACCAUACGCUCACUUCGGACCCGGCUACUAUCACCUUCGACAACCAAACAAUCCUACUCGACGCCUCUGUACCUGCCGUCUCGAUCGACGGGAACUCCGUGACGGGCGAGGUUCAGAUUGCGGUCACUCCGCAUGUUGAUGUUACGGUCCAACUGGGCGUCGGGGUAGCUGGGACCCUCGUCCCUCCGAAACUCACGGAGCUAGGACUAGUGACGAAUGUGAAUGGCAAGCUAGACGGGACGUUGCAGCUGAAUGCCAGCGGAACGGGUACAUUCACCACCGGUUCGAUUCCUCUGUUCCAAAUCGGCAUCCCAGGACUGGACAUUCCGGGGAUCUUGAGUGUUGGCCCAACAUUCCACAUCAACGCAAAAGCAACAGCCACCGUCGACGUAGGCGUCGGCCUUGACGUGGGUUUCGAAUUCAGCGCAGACAACCUGGAACUAUACUUCCCUCCUGCGUCGACAUCCUCGAGUGGGGACAUCUCGAACGGGCAAAACACCGCACAGGUCAACCUCCUCAGUUCUCCCAACGUCACAUCCAACAGCACCCUCACUUUAGAUCUGAUACCCGGAAUUUCAUUUGGGAUCAGCGCGUUUGAUGGCGUCUCGGAUGCGUCCGUCAGCCUCAACCUCGACAACUUCGUCGAAGUGGACCUCGUGCUGGACAGCAACGGGGACUCCUCUUCCAAUUCGACGUCUAAUGGCACGGAGAGCGCUGUCGCUGGUAGCGUGAACGUCGAGGGCGGUUUCAACGUUGUUGCUGCUGCUGAUGCGACGUUGUUUGGUCUGCUCGACGACACCACGAGUGUGACCUUGUUUUCCAAGACAUUCGAACUGUUCCAGGACAAUUUCUAA